Messenger RNA from Racocetra persica, 194 nucleotides. NCBI's taxonomy places the organism in Eukaryota, Fungi, Glomeromycota, Glomeromycetes, Diversisporales, Gigasporaceae. The record is from the annotation of a GenBank genome assembly.
AAAAGAAUAUGAUAGAAGUAUUUAAGGCUCAAUAUGUUUCUCUACAUGUUCGUAAGAGUAAUCGUGCUGCCUUACAUCUAUAUAAAGAUACUUUGAAAUUCAGAAUUCAUGAAGUAGAAAAGAAAUACUAUGCUGACGGAGAAGAUGCUUAUGCUAUGAGAAAAGAUUUACCACAACUUGAAGCAUUGACAUAA